Messenger RNA from Pseudophryne corroboree (corroboree frog), 1436 nucleotides. RefSeq names its product alpha-2,8-sialyltransferase 8F-like. Gene Ontology annotation, molecular function: alpha-N-acetylneuraminate alpha-2,8-sialyltransferase activity. Gene Ontology annotation, biological process: oligosaccharide metabolic process; N-glycan processing. The transcript is spliced from 7 exons. The record is from RefSeq and is a predicted model, not a curated record. Bases 50 to 1123 code for a protein of 357 amino acids. Lineage: Eukaryota; Metazoa; Chordata; Amphibia; Anura; Myobatrachidae.
AGAGAAGUGACACAGAUGCAUACAGGACAACGGUGUGUUAUAUAAUACAAUGGUGCAUUGUAAGAAGCUCAUCCUGACCCUAAUCACUGUGCUGGUGUGCUAUGGUUUUUACAAGAAUUUGUGGAUCCUUGGAAAGGAGCGUCCUAGGACGAGGAAAACACAGUUCCCGAUGUCAGCGGCUGAAUGUAUGGACCUGAAGUCUUAUAUUUUAAAUUCUACAAUGAAAAAAUUUGAGGUCAAUUUUUCAGGGACUUUUUUAAAGAUGAUGAAUGCACUUCAGGGGUGUCCAUGGAUAGAAAACCGGACUGAACGCAACCUGUUACAAUCACAGCUCAAUAAUUGCUGCAAUGCAUCCUAUUCCAUGAUUGUGACUCAGGAGAAUAGUCCGGUCGGACACACAAUUCACUAUGAUGCAGAGAUGAAGGUACAAAAAGUAACCGAGAGUCUUUAUGACAUGUUCCCAAAGAGUACCCCAUUCCGGAAGCCCAUUAGAAGCUGUGCUGUGGUCGGAAAUGGGGGCAUUUUAAAAAACAGCUUCUGUGGUGCUGAAAUUGACCUUGCUGAUUUUGUGUUCAGGUUGAAUUUACCUCCGUUGAAUGUUACAGAUGAUGUCGGCACAAAGACAGAUCUUGUUUCUGCAAACCCCACUAUCCUAAUAGACAGGUUUGGCAGUCUGCGAGAGAAGAGGAAGCCAUUUAUAAACAUGAUGCGGGCAUUUGGCUCUGCCCUCGUUCUCAUGCCAGCUUUCUCAUACUUGUUUUGCACUGACAUCUCCAUCAGGACGCUCUACACUCUGGAAGAUUUUGACAUGAGUAGCAGAGUCGUCUUCUUCAACCCACACUACAUUGCAAACCUGACUCUUUACUGGAGGAACAUGAAGCUCCAGUUCGGACGGAUGUCAUCCGGGCUUAUGUUGGCAAGCGCCGCCAUUGAGAUUUGCGAGAAAGUGACACUAUAUGGAUUCUGGCCAUUUUCUCAAGAUCUUAAUGGAACCUCCGUCCCUCACCACUACUAUGAUAACGUUCCCCCUAAUAAAGGGGCCCACUCUAUGCCAGAUGAAUUCUUCCGCUACGUACAGAUGCACAGUAAAGGAUCUCUGCAACUGAAACUGGGACCUUGUUAAGACCUUCUAUAAUUACGUGUCAUCGCUUGAGUCAGUUUAUCGCACUCACAUGCAGAGAAAACACAGUAAAGUUAGACGGCAGCAUUCUCAGACACAGAAAGAGGAGUGUAUUAGAUAUUUUAAUUUAAAGAGGCAACUAAAUCUCCAACACUUCAAUGUUUUGAUGUGAAUCAGGACGGUAAAACACAUUCGGUAAGCCCAACAUCCCACUGCUGAAAAGAAAAAGAAUGGUAGAAUUUUAUAUGGUGGUACUGUAUACUAUGCUGACACUUUUCCCACUGCUAUGAUGUAAGACUAAUAAAUUAUAUUUACU